AUAUGCAGGCAACAGCGGCAACACUGUUGGAUUGGAUUUUGUUUUCGUCGUCUGCUACAUUUUGACAUUCUCAUUUUUGACAUAAUUGCUAAUUCAAAACAAGUUUUUUUUUAUCUGCAACUUUGGAAAUGGCGCUAAAACAAACAGAGAAGCUGAAAGAAAAUGUGGAAGAACAACUGGAAAGACUAGUUAAACAACUAGAAGAUUUAGAAAAAUACAGAGAGGAUUUUGAACCUGAAGAAUACCAGGAGACUAAAACUGAAACACUUGAACAAAUGAGGGAAUUCCAGUCUUCCCUAGCAAAACUAGCAGCUGGUGAUUUGUCUUUGACUGAUUACUUUGCAGCCAUUCAAUUGGGAAUACAAGCAGCUCUCAGUCAAGUAUUUAGAACACCAGAAGUCAUUCUCAUGUUUGCCAAAAAGCAACCAGAACAAUUACGACUGAAACUAGCUCAAAUUCAACGAGAUUUGAAGCUAGGAAAACUCUCUAGUCAAGCAGCUCAAACACAGCAGGUUGAAGUACUUGGAGCUUUGAAAGGACUUGGAGAAGUAUUGAGUACAGAAGAAGCCAACAUUCUUGAGAAAACAAAUUCUGCUUCUUUACAGCAAUUCAUUAAAGUGUCAACUGAUCCAGAAUCAAAAAGUAAAUUGCUGGCAUUGGCUGAAAAUUCUCUUAGCCUUCAGUGAAAAGACAGUAAAAAUCAAAUAAAUGGAUGAAGGAUCUAUGAAAAAUGUCUCCUGCUUAUAAAAAUCCUAUCUUUUUACUACAUUCAAACUGGUUAAUUGGCAAAUCGUGUACCGCAAUUUUAUCCAGAUGAAGAAUGAGGAUAUCUAAAUGUUUGAAAUUUUGCAUUGCUCAGUUUUUUCGCUAUGACCGAUUCUGGUAAAUCAUGUUUAAUAAAAAAAAAAAUAAUAAUCAAAA
Daphnia pulex (common water flea) is the source of this 921-nucleotide messenger RNA. RefSeq names its product protein LZIC-like. Bases 129 to 686 code for a protein of 185 amino acids. The transcript has 5 exons. NCBI's taxonomy places the organism in Eukaryota, Metazoa, Arthropoda, Branchiopoda, Diplostraca, Daphniidae. The record is from RefSeq and is a predicted model, not a curated record. Gene Ontology annotation, molecular function: beta-catenin binding.